AUGGAGAGUACGACUGCGAAACCCGACCACGAGUGGAUCGAAUCAAGGCGUAGGAUCCUUGUGGGCUCGAUCCUUGCUCCUAGUGACAAGGAUCAGUUCAUUGAGGCAUCCUUUGCGACGCAUUUCAGACGCAAUCUCCCAGAACCCGGAUUCUGGGUUGCCUUCAACCAGGCCUGCAGUUUUGCCACAGACGGAAUCCCGUGGCAUCAGCCCAGACAACUCAUGCUCUCGUACUCACUUCCUCAGCAGAUAAACGGAAAAGACUCACGAGGCGAAACGAUGAUGACUCUUGCUGCUACAUUCGGCCGAGCAAAGGUUGUGAGUAUUUUGUGCCAAAUCAAAGGCGACCCACGGAUUGAGAACGCUAAGGGGUGGUCCACUGUGCAUGUCGCUGCAGCAUACAACCAUGUCAACGUGUUGGAAGCCCUUUUAAACCUUGGUGUGAGCAUGAACGAAGCUGACUCACGUAUGGGCUACACUCCACUCCACUUGGCUGCAUCUAUCGACAAUAUUGAAGUGUUCAAGUUGCUGCACGAGUCAAAGAAAGCUGAUUUCUGGAAGAAGGCGAAGAAUGUGAGCUGA
Messenger RNA from Phytophthora nicotianae INRA-310, 582 nucleotides. RefSeq lists its product as hypothetical. Bases 1 to 582 code for a protein of 193 amino acids. Lineage: Eukaryota; Oomycota; Peronosporomycetes; Peronosporales; Peronosporaceae. The transcript has 3 exons. The record is from RefSeq and is a predicted model, not a curated record. Gene Ontology annotation, molecular function: protein binding.